Messenger RNA from Cydia pomonella (codling moth), 453 nucleotides. RefSeq lists its product as uncharacterized. The transcript has a single exon. The record is from RefSeq and is a predicted model, not a curated record. The coding region runs from base 1 to 453 and encodes 150 amino acids. Lineage: Eukaryota; Metazoa; Arthropoda; Insecta; Lepidoptera; Tortricidae.
AUGUUCAAGUAUCUGGGUCAUUGGGUCACCGCGGACCAAAAAGACAAUGCUGAUAUAGAGCGGGAGCGCAGGGCGUUGUCUGUCCGAUGCAACAUGCUGGCCCGUAGGUUUGCAAAAUGUACUGAGCAAGUAAAAAUUACACUAUUUAAAGCUUACUGCCAGUCAUUCUAUACAUGCAGCCUAUGGGUUAACUAUACGCAGAAGGCAUACAGCGACCUGCGAGUACAAUACAACAACGCGUACAGAGCGUUGUUGCGGCUGCCGCGCUACUGCAGUGCUUCUGCGAUGUUCGCGGAGUCGCGCACGGCGGGUUUCGCCGCCAUUAUGCGCGCGCGCUGCGCCUCCAUGAUGCGGCGCACACGCAACAGCCGCAACACGCUCCUGUGCGCUGUUAUUGAUCGCUGGGACUCGCCAGUGUUGAAGAGGUGGAUUGGGCUCCAUGCCCUUACAUAA